This is a messenger RNA of Piliocolobus tephrosceles (Ugandan red Colobus), 1620 nucleotides long. It is a transcript of the gene BDH1, whose product is annotated as 3-hydroxybutyrate dehydrogenase 1. The transcript is spliced from 7 exons. Gene Ontology annotation, biological process: steroid metabolic process. The coding region runs from base 1 to 1299 and encodes 432 amino acids. NCBI's taxonomy places the organism in Eukaryota, Metazoa, Chordata, Mammalia, Primates, Cercopithecidae. The record is from RefSeq and is a predicted model, not a curated record. Gene Ontology annotation, molecular function: 3-hydroxybutyrate dehydrogenase activity. Gene Ontology annotation, cellular component: intracellular membrane-bounded organelle.
AUGGCAGACAGCAACCGUGAAGAGUCAGUCCUGGGAGCCCUGCAGUGGAAACAGCUGCAUGUUUCAGAAACACGCACGCAGCAGACAACAAGAGCAACCUGUGUGUUGAACGGGAGCCACUUUAGUGAGGGAGCCAGAGGACUCAGCAUCCAGGAUGAGUGCAGAGGAGGACCCAGGACUCUGAGGCAGGAACUCGAGCGUAGGCGAGGAGCUCUCGGAGUCAGUGCUGGCGACGGCGCACUGAGCAAACAGGAGGGUGGCCCGGCCAGUGUGGCCGAGGGUCUGUCUAGCUGCUUCUGCCCCAGGAACAAGGUCUGUCCUGGUACUCAUGGCUUCCUUUUCUCCUGCAGACGCCCACUAUUGCUUGGUUCUACUUUCUUUAUCCCGACUGGCCGUCGGACUUAUGCCGGUGCAGUGGAGCCGGUUGGCAGCAAAGCUGUCCUGGUCACAGGCUGUGACUCUGGAUUUGGAUUCUCGUUGGCCAAGCAUCUACAUUCAAAAGGCUUCCUUGUGUUUGCUGGCUGCUUGAUGAAGGACAAGGGCCAUGAUGGGGUCAAGGAGCUGGACAGCCUAAACAGUGACCGACUGAGAACCGUCCAGCUCAAUGUCUGCAGCAGUGAAGAGGUGGAGAAAGUGGUGGAGAUCGUCCGCUCGAGCCUGAAGGACCCUGAGAAAGGGAUGUGGGGCCUCGUUAACAACGCCGGCAUCUCCACGUUCGGGGAGGUGGAGUUCACCAGCAUGGACACCUACAAGGAGGUGGCAGAGGUGAACCUGUGGGGCACAGUGCGGACGACGAAAUCCUUUCUCCCCCUCAUCCGAAGGGCCAAAGGCCGCGUCGUCAAUAUCAGCAGCAUGCUGGGCCGCAUGGCCAACCCGGCCCGCUCCCCGUACUGCAUCACCAAGUUCGGGGUAGAGGCUUUCUCGGACUGCCUGCGCUAUGAGAUGCACUCCCUGGGCGUGAAGGUCAGUGUGGUGGAGCCUGGCAACUUCAUCGUUGCCACCAGCCUCUACAGCCCCGAGAGCAUUCAGGCCAUCGCCAAGAAGAUGUGGGACGAGCUGCCUGAGGUCGUGCGCAAGGACUACGGCAAGAAGUACUUUGAUGAAAAGAUCGCCAAGAUGGAGACCUACUGCAGCAGUGGCUCCACAGACACGUCCUCUGUCAUGGAUGCCGUCACACACGCCCUGACCGCCACCACCCCCUACACCCGCUACCACCCCAUGGACUACUACUGGUGGCUGCGAAUGCAGAUCAUGACCCACUUGCCUGGAGCCAUCUCCGACAUGAUCUACAUCCGCUGAAGAGUCUCUGUGGCCUCUGUCAGCGAUCCCUGGUGGAAGGGGAGGGGAGGGAGGGAGGAACCCACAUAGUCAACUCUUGAUUAUCCGUGUGUGGAUUAUCCGCCACUCCAGGAAGACCCGUGACUGGUUUUAACAUUAACCAACGGGAAUAACCCAACCUGACUUGUUUGCAUAGUGAGUGACGGGCCUUCACAAGCAGGGUGUGGAGUGGCAGGCAGGGGCCUCUAAAUCUCAGGGCAAACAUGGCGAAUCUGUCUCUCUGGAGAUCAUUUCAUACAGCGAUUUCGAGAAAAGAUCUUUAUAUUAAAAACAUUUAUUAUA